GGAGUUUUAUUUACGUCUUAAAUGCCUUAUUUACUCUCCUUUGGUCUACUAUAUUGGCUAAUACGAGUCUAAUGGCAUUUAAACACAAUUGCAAUGGCAAUUAAUUAAUGUGUUGUAAUGGUGGAAGUAUGUUGGAAUUACAUUGUCCAUGAAAAAGCAAGGAACUGCUCACUUGGUCGCCCAGGAGCAGUGCUGUGAGGCGGUCCUGGAACAGCUACUAUGUGACGAGGGCACCUCCAUGGCUCUCUGGCAGUCUGCCUGUGAGAGACACUUCUUCCAAGGGGAGCCGUGGCAAACCAGAAUCCUCAAGAUGUGCUGUGACUGUUGCAUGUUCGGUGUGACGUCAGCACUCCACGAUCCCGGCUGCGAGAUGGCUUACGUGUCGCUGGGGAAACGGUGCACACACGCUGCAAAAAGCUGCUGUGCCAAAAACACGACAGAGGAAAUAUACCCAACUGUAGAAGCGUCACUGAAUGCCACCAGCUUUCCUCCAGUGGUGUCGGGCAACUGUACAGUCUCCAAUUGCUCCCAGCUUUGCAUUGACAAUGGGACGUGUGCAUGCCGUGCUGGUUAUCAGCUCCAAUUUGAUGGAGUCACUUGCGAGGAUAUUAACGAAUGCUUGAUCAGCUCCCACAAUUGCCUCUUCGGCCAAGCGUGUAUCAACACAGAGGGCUCGUUCCGCUGCCAACGGGAGACCAGCUGCGGCACCGGCUACGAGCUAACCAACAGCAACCACUGCCAAGAUAUCGAUGAAUGCGCUUUGGGAAUGCACAACUGUGGAUUGGCAUUCCUGUGUAACAACACUGAAGGGUCCUUCCGCUGUCAUCCGAGGGAGAAGUGUGCUGUUGGGUUCAUUCAAGAUGCAGUCGGCAGCUGUAUUGACAUCAACGAGUGCGUGAUCCACUCUAGUCCCUGCCAGCCCGGCCACACGUGCAUCAACACACCGGGCUCGUACACGUGUCGCAAGAACACGGUCACGUGUGGACGUGGCUACCACCUGAAUGCGGAUGGCACACGCUGUGAAGAUGUGGACGAGUGUCAGACGGGCAACGUGUGCGGCCACCACGUCUGUGUCAACAUGAUGGGCACCUAUCGAUGUGAAUGCACAAAUGGAUUUGUGUUCAACAGCGUCAACAAACAGUGUGAAGAUAUCGACGAGUGCAGGCAUUAUCCAGGGCGACUCUGCGCUCACAAGUGUGUCAACACCGAAGGGUCCUACCAGUGCGAAUGCUCCAAGGGUUUCCAACUCUCCCAAGAUGGCAGGAGUUGUGACGAUGUCAACGAGUGCGAGGCCAACCCGUGCGACCAGGAGUGCGCCAACACCUACGGCUCCUACCAGUGCUACUGUCGCCGUGGUUACCAGCUGAGUGACACUGAUGGGAAUACAUGCGAAGAUAUCGAUGAAUGUGCGCUGCCCACUGGGGGUCAUGUGUGCUCCUACCGCUGCUCCAACGCACCUGGAAGCUUCUACUGCACCUGCCCACCUAUGGGAUACACCCUUGCAGCAAAUGGACACACAUGCCAAGAUAUUGAUGAGUGUGAAACAGGAAGCCACACCUGCUCCGCCUCGCAGAGCUGUUUCAACAUUCACGGAGGAUAUCGUUGCUUGACCCUCGAGUGUCCCUCCUACUACCAGAAAGUGGAGAAUGGAGCCAGGAAAGCGUCCAGCAUGCGUUGCGUUAAAUCCUGUCCGUUGAACGAUUACGUCUGCAUGCAAGACCCCGUCCACCUCAUCAGCUACACCAUCCUAUCAUUGCCCACCUACAAACACCUCAACCAACCGGAAGAUGUGGUUUUCCUGCGAACGGCAUCAUCCGCCGACAGCGCCGACGCUGAUGUGGUCUUUGAAAUCCUGACGACAGAUGACCGGGCCUCAUUUGACGUGGUCAAGCGCUCACAACAGGGUAUUGUCAUGGGAGUGGUGCGGCAGGUGAAGCCAGUCAACGGCCCCAUCGACAUCGAGUUGCACGUGGCGCUGAGCUAUGUUAGGUCAGGACUCGUCUCACAUCGCAACAUCGUCGUCAUCUACAUCUGCUUCACAGAGUUCUGGUUCUGAGCCAUGUGUUCACCAUGUGAAUUGUAUAUAAGGUGCAAAAUUUAUGCCAAAAGAAUGCAUAUUUGCAAUAGAU
This is a messenger RNA of Doryrhamphus excisus (bluestripe pipefish), 2129 nucleotides long. The record is from RefSeq and is a predicted model, not a curated record. NCBI's taxonomy places the organism in Eukaryota, Metazoa, Chordata, Actinopteri, Syngnathiformes, Syngnathidae.